This is a messenger RNA of Danaus plexippus (monarch butterfly), 894 nucleotides long. RefSeq names its product histone RNA hairpin-binding protein (gene Slbp). The transcript has 4 exons. Gene Ontology annotation, cellular component: histone pre-mRNA 3'end processing complex; cytoplasm. The record is from RefSeq and is a predicted model, not a curated record. Lineage: Eukaryota; Metazoa; Arthropoda; Insecta; Lepidoptera; Nymphalidae. The coding region runs from base 300 to 740 and encodes 146 amino acids. Gene Ontology annotation, biological process: mRNA 3'-end processing by stem-loop binding and cleavage; mRNA transport. Gene Ontology annotation, molecular function: histone pre-mRNA stem-loop binding; mRNA binding.
AUAUUUGUUUGCCUCUUUUCGCGCGACAGCCGACAAAUUAAUGAUAUAUACAACAUUUUAACAGUUCCUAUUUUAUGUUUAUGAGAAGUGAAUGAAUUAAAAUAUAAUGGAAUAGUAAGUCAAUUCACAGGAAGCACUUUCUGCAUUUAUCAAGAAAGUUAAAGCUGUCAAUGAACUCUCUGAUGGUAUUAUUUCGUUGAAAACAAAAAAAUCCGGAUCUUCUGUUACUUAUUACUGUGGUAGGUUUUGUAAAAGUAAUAUAUUAAGAGAUAAAUAAAGAUUAUUAGUAUUGUAACAAGAUGGAUAGAGCAACAAGAAAUAUAUUGAAGAGUUGGGUUGAAGAUGAUAAUGAAACUCUACCAGUUCGGAGAGCAACAAAGGAGAAGAUGAAGUCUGAUAGUAGAGAAAGUUCAAGUAGCAGAAAAAAAUUAAAGCCAAACGAAUCUGACAACUCUAGUAAACCCACUAAAAAGGUUAUUGAACUCGAGACUGAUCCUACGACUUUACAGAGAAGACAAAAACAGAUAGAUUAUGGAAAAAAUACUGUUGGCUAUCACAAUUAUGUAAAACAAGUUCCUAUAGACCAACGGACCAAAGACCAUCCCAAAACCCCAGACAAGUACACAAAAUACAGCAGAAGAUCUUGGGACAUGUUGAUAAAGUUGUGGAGGAAAAAGCUACACGAGUAUGAUACUGAUGUUAAACAAGAAUAUGAGUCUUAUAGUGAAGAAGAUAAUUGAUAAUUCAUCUACUUGUAUAGUAAUGUAUUUUAAUAAAAAAGUAAUUAGCUUGACAGUUUUACUAUAGUAUAACUAGUGGUAUUAUAGGCUUAAAAAAAAUGCUGACAAUAUAUAUAAAUGGUUUUAUUAAAUUGUUAAUUCAUAGGUAAUUCAA